GGCGAAUAUAUCGCGUGUGAGAUCAAUAAAGGGUGGUCGGUCGGUCGUUCUGUCGGUCGGUUGGUGGGGCCGAGUGAGUGCUGCGCUCGGUGGUGCCCUUGGCGGCCGCGCUGGCUGCUGCCUCACCGACGAUGUAGGAGCACCCUCGGCAGGCUGUGUCCAACCUGCGGCCAUGGGCAAUGGCAUGAACAAGGUCCUUCCCGGACUGUACGUGGGCAACUACCGGGACUCAAAGGACGCCGCUCAACUAGAAAGGUUUGAAAUCACGCACAUAGUCGCGAUCCACGACGCGGCUCGCAAGCUUCAUCCAGACAAACACUACCUCUGUGUGCUGGCCUCGGACUCGCCGGGCCAGAAUCUGUCCCAAUUCUUUCCUUUGUGUAAUGACUUCAUUCACGCGGCUCGUCUCAGGGGCGGCAGCGUCCUCAUUCACUGCCUUGCCGGGAUGUCGCGCAGCGUGACGGUUGCGGUCGCCUACAUCAUGUCCGUCACAAAUUUGGGCUGGAAGGAGGCGCUCAAGGUGGUCAAAGUCGGCAGGGCGGUGGCCAACCCCAACCUCGGCUUCCAAAGGCAGCUAGACGAGUUUGAAGCUUUCAAGUUGGUUGAGGAGCGCCGGAGACUGCAAGAGCGAUUCCCGAGUUUGGCGCUGGCGCCGUCGGACCAGGCCCAGUGCCAAAGAAUGUUGUUGAACUAUCAGAGCAUGAUAAUCUCGAGGGAUCUUUGCGAGGGCAGAUGCUCCCUAGGCCAAGUGUGCCCGACUGGAACGUGCAGGGUCGCCUCCAAGAGGUCUCCACGUCGAAAGGCGUCGUUGAAGACGCCGCCACCGUCCGGCAACUCGUCGCCCCGAAUGCUUCCAGCCACUCCGUCGGCGGGGCGGCACCGGUUCGUGACGCCGUGCUCGGCGCCGGCGUCGCGCUGCAACUCGCGGGUCGACCUGUCGCAGCUGCAGGACGACGGGCCGUCGACGUCGGAGCCUGGGCCGGGGCCGUCGGGCGGGCUCCACCGCGUCGGCUCGUUCAGCAACGGCGGCCCGGUGCCGACGGGCAACCGCUUCGGCAACCCGGCGCGGCCGCUGCGGCACAUGGCCUCCACGCAGUCGCUGGUGGCGCGCGCCGACUCGCUCAGGGGCGGCCCGUCCCUGCAGUCCCUCAACCCUGACUUCGUCGUCACACCGCCGAGCACCCCCAGGCCGCGCGUCAGGCGCUCCUAGCCUUCCUUCUCGCCUCCCUUUCCGCGGCAUGAAUUUUGAACGGCGAACGCGUGUCGAUGAAAUUAUUGUCGAGCUGGCACGGACGCAUUUCAAGGAUAAUUAUAAUCAUUGCUCAAUUAAGUGUUUUAAAUUGGCGGGGAUUAAAUAAUGAAAACUUGAUUAUUGAUGAAUUCGUCAAGAUUACAGUAGAUUUUAACUUUUCUGACACACAUCAAGCGGGCUGUGAAGUUUAGAUUAUUUAUUUAUUCAGGAAAUAGUCUUCUCCGUUCCAGCAAAGGACAAAUUUAAUAUAAAAAAAUCGAUUUUUUGUUAUUGCCUUAUUCAUAUUUUCAGGCUUCAUAUUUCUUUAUAGAUUAUCGUUGUUAGCGUAAAUAAGUAUCUGAUAUAUGAGAAAAUAUUAUGUUGUUUUAACUAUCUAAAACUGACUAUUAUUAAUUUACUUCCAAAAAAUUUGAUUCAAUGAAAUCGCUAGGCAUUUUACUUCUAUUUCUGGUUUGUGCGAGAAAUAAUUAAGUAAUUUCAAUUAAUUUGAAACAAUUUCAAACUGUUUUCGUGCUUGCCAAAACCUUAUUUUGAUCCCAGCAUUAAAACAAAAUUUUAGGUUUAAAUUGCCCAUGUAGUUAUUUAGUUUUAGAAUUACAUUUGGCGAAAAUUAACUUUUAUAACAGUAAAAGUAAACAAUCUUUUAAUCAGCGGGGGCCAGAUGUGCGACAAAAUUGGUUCGCACUGCGCAGAUCCAAGAUGGCCGACGUCUGAAUGUGGGAAACAAAGAGCUCUCUUUGGAUUGCCGUACGAGUGUCAAGAGUUUGUUUUUACGAUCCAAAAGACACAAUUUGUACAAGUAGCGCAAAUUAUUCGUCACAAUAUUGACCAAAACUUGGCUCUUUUCGCGCAUUUUCACGUGACCGCGCCAUACUCCAACGGACGCCAUUACUGCGCGUCGCAAGAAUCUGGACCCCGCUGCUUUUAAUAAAAAACAAGAGCAGAUGUAGUCUGUUAAUUCAAAAUUCGGCUAAAAUUCACAACACUAUGCGUAGCUAUAAUUUAAAAAUAUAUUAUACUAAUUUUGUUCUUCCCGUGCCGACUGAGGAAGAUUGAAAAUGAAAAAUCGGUAAGUCCAAAUUUCACAGCCUUAGACAGACAUAUCACACUAAUUUUGUCGCAAGUUUAAACUACAAGGACAAAUAAGUGAAGAAUUUUUAGUAACUGUUAUUUGGUUCUUAUCUAUAUUUUCUCAGACACGAAGAUAUGAAAAUUAUGUUUUCAUUCUUCCUGGUGCAGCAAAAUUUCCAUUAGAAAUUAAUUUUCAGCUUGGAACAAUUUAUCGUUCCAAGAGAUUUUCUCAAAAGCAAAAUUUGCCGUUUGAAAGAAAAAAACCUUGACGAAACCCAUCAGAAAAGCAACAGUUUUCCCCUUUCUCACCUAUAUAGUUCCUUGGAAACGACUAAGCUGCGCCUCUCGAAAGCACCAUCAUGUUCGAGCUUAUAUAAGUUUGCACAAGCGGCAAAAAAUAAUAGUCGGGUCAGAGGAGCCUGUUAAACAAGCAAUUUUAAUGGCUCGUUCUGAGGCGCGGAAUAAUCCCCGCGGUGCCGUGUCUUCUUGAAAACGCUCGUGAAAGUUUAAUUACAGACAGAUGAGAGAGAGGCAUCUCGCUUUUAUGCAACACACUCUGCUUUUGGCAUGAGAUUCCGAGAAAUUAAACACGUUCGCCGUUCACGUUCGCCCGCUUUGACAAAAACCAAAUAUUGCUGGUUGACACUUUUGUACCUUUCAAUCAUAUAAACUUGUGUGCGUGAAAAAGCAGUAUUUAUAUUGUACACAUUUCUAAUAACUUGGGUCAAAUUCAAACUAUGUAUUCAUUCAGUCUCUCGUAGCACAAGAUAUAUAUACAUUAAAAAUCAGGAUUUUUAAAAUAAUCUCGUUAAUAGAAUAUAGAACUGAAUUGUUUAUGAAAAAUUAAGCAGCUUUAAAAUUGUGAUGAGAUUUCUUUUUGUGAGUGUUUCAAAGCUUUAAAAUCAGAAAAUGGAGCUAGCUUUGUUCUAGUGUUAUUGAAAAUUGAGAGCUUCUAAGAAGCUGAAAUCAGCCACGAAAAGAAAUUUUAACACGACGUUUCAGCAAUUGACUAACCUAACUGAAAUGAUUGAUUUGAAUAGUUACCAAAAUUAUAUUUUGUGCUACUUGGGGUAUAUUAUAUAUAUUUGAUAUAUUAUAUUCGCAGAGUUUAAUUGUUAUAGCUGAAAGUACUCACAUAAUCAAACUCUUAAUUUUUACCUUUGGGCUGCGGAUACUCGGCUUUAUUAAAUUGCGCAUUUUGCAAUUUUGUGAUAACUCGCAGCGGAGAUUAUAUACAUUAUUAACGCUUGAAGUGGAGCACGAUGAAGGUUCCAGCCCAAAGAGAAACGCGUGUUUGUUUUUUCUCGUUUUGCCGAGUUGCAAUAUAAAAAAGCUGAUUAAUAAGAUAGUCUGAAACUCGCUUAUCUACAAUUUAUAGUCUGCAGAAAAAAUGCUGUUCACUAAAAUUAUAGCUUUAUAAAAAUCGAACGACGUGUGUACUGCGUAGAUCGAAAUGCAUGCGCAACGCAGCUGGCUGCUCGAAAUGCAUUUCCUAGCUUUAGCGGAAAACCGAAAUAGAGAGAUCGAGAAAGAAAUAAAAGGCAUUUGCCCGCACGACCCGAGCUCCUGUCCUGAAUAGAGCACAAAUGAAAAAUAUACGAUCAGUUUUGUGCGCUUCACUGGAUUUGGGUCAGCAAACAGCGAAAAAUGGAACCCCUGUCAACAAAAUUGAUUUUUUUCCCCAUUUUAUAUACGUGAGCGCGGGGUUGUCUGUUGUGCGAACCAACAAUAACUUUUGUCCAAAUACAGGCUGUGCUUGGAUUUGGCGGGGCUAAAAAACCGAAAGGCGAGAGAGAAGCACACGGCUCGUCUGCUGUUGUUUCAAUCUCUGAAAGGAAAGGGUUUGUGAUGAAAGCACGAGAAAAUCAUUGCACAUACACACACACACACUGUACUUGCUGGUACAAAAAGUCGAGAUUGGCACACGUGGCAUCGUGGAUGGAUGAGUUUCAUUUCGCUUUUUAAUAUUAUAUUAUUAAAUAAAAUCAUCUUGUGGAUGAGUCUCAACUAAUUAUAUUUCAUGUGUAACCCACGUAACGAUGGAUUGUACUAUUAAUUUUAAGAGCUCGUGCAACCUGUAAACGUUUAAAUCGCGAAAGCCGAAUUUAGAUUUGUGACCAAUCAUGCCCUGAAAAAGUGUAUUGAAAAUUAAACCUGCCUCAACUGUCAGAUUUUUAAUAUGGGAAAAUGUUCUAGUGAAUGAUGUAACCUUCUCGUAUCUUGUAACCUGCUGAAUAAUUAGCACAGGAGUGGAGUCACGUGUUUAGUUCCGAAACCUUAAUUUUAAAUUAUAAAUGAAGUUGCUGAUUGCACAAUGUGUGGUUGCAUCGACACAAACUUUACUGUUUGCGUUGGUGCAAUUUUGAUGCCAAGACUGAAGUGUGGCAACUCGCUCUGUAGUUGAAUUGAACGCGAAUAAUUAAUAAGAACAAUAAUUGCAGAAUGUAACCGCACUUCUGUCGAAUUUCCAGUUUUCACACCCACUGUUUGUUUUUUAAUUGAUAAAUGAAAAAGAAAGAAAUGCACACGCAGGGAAUUUUAUGAAAAUUAAAUUUAUCUAAUGGAUUUGCUAAAGAUGAAAUUUUUAAAGGAAUAAAUAAUCAAGUAACACACAUAAUGUGCUGUACAGCGGCUGUGUCAGUCCCUCGCAAGUUGAACUUACCUCCAAAACAGACACAAAAAAAUUGUUAGACAGCAUACUAGCUGCAAAACUUCUAAAUCAGCGAAAAACAAUUAUAUUUAACAAUCCACCUGGAGUAAAUCCACAAUCCACGCAGAGCUGACUAGGAAACUCUUUGGAUUCAACGCUUUUGUAGUUAGCGAAAUUAUUAAAAUUGUAUAAUUUUAGCAAUUUUAUUAUAAUAUUAUCUAACCAAUGAGAGAUAUUUUUUAUUUGACGAAGUUUGCGGGUUAUGCAGCUCGAAAGGUUAAAAAACCUUCAUGGGAUUUAGCAUUGGAAAUAAUUCAAAAUCGAUUUUAGAAACCAUUAGUUCUCAUUCAAACCAGGUUAUGUAGCUCCGUUUUGGUCGUUUAGAAAAAUACUAGAAAAUUUUUUUACUCCAUUUUAAUUAUCAUAUUUUUUGGAACAAAAGCUCUGCAAUUAAGUUUUGGUCUGCAUUAUGUAAAAACAGGACAUUUAAUCAGCUUUCAGAGAAAGUUCAUAGCUUUUGCUCUGCGGUUAACCAUUAAAACUUACAAAGCCUAGAAAAACCCAUGUGGGAAAUAUUUAAUUUUUUCUGGAACGUCAAAAUAUAAACCACAAAACGAUAAUACUAAUUGAACCAAAUAAUUUCUGCUAAAUUGAGAGAAUACUGUAUUUUAAAAUUGCUUAAAUCGUCAAAUCGAAAAAUUUCCAUCGCUGUUUGAAAUUCAUUUUGAAUCCUAACAAUAAGAGUUACCUUGAGCCAUUCAGUAAAUUUAAUUUCAUAAUUUCACUAAGGUGCAUUUCACACGAACAAGAAUUAGGAUUUUCGACAUGUGACGCCUCUUGUUAGAUAUUAAAUUUACGACUCUGCUCCAACUUUGUAAAAUUUUCUGUUAUAAUUUAAUGCCCUUUCGUCGUUCAUCUUUACAAUAAUUUUUUUUUUUAUUUACUGCACUCAGCACGCGAGAUUUAAAUGUGCUUGUGACGUUUGCCAACGUUGCUGCCUCCUUUUAGACAAACAAGUUUCCAUAAAAAAAUAUGGGGAACGGAGGUUGGCUAAUCCUUGCACGAAAGUACCAGCGAAGACAUUUAUUUCUGAGAAAAGCAAGCAAAAAAAUCACUUCUUGCCAAAACAGAAAUGCUUUUGCUAGAAUGCAAGUCACCAUGAAUUGUGUUCCUCAUUGUCCGUGUUCUGGUGUGUUUAAUUUCACAAUACAUGAAAAGCUCAAUUCACAAUUUCUCUGAUUUUGGCCUUUAUUGAAGAAAACCAAUUGGAGAAAUCGUAAGGUUAAGGUCUACUCGCUGACGGUAUGCAGAUGUACAGAAAGAUUAAAAUGAGAUGAACGGAAAUCAAAUAUUUUUAGAAUGCUUCGAGGAUGGAAACACUGCAAUAAUAUUGCCUGUUGACAUUUGUAGGUGAACGGUAGCAGACUUUCACCAAAAAGUAUUGAAUAAUGAAUAAAAAUGCAUUCAUACCGUGUGCAAAAAACACAA
This is a messenger RNA of Cloeon dipterum, 6461 nucleotides long. Its product is annotated as dual specificity protein phosphatase 15. NCBI's taxonomy places the organism in Eukaryota, Metazoa, Arthropoda, Insecta, Ephemeroptera, Baetidae. The record is from RefSeq and is a predicted model, not a curated record. Gene Ontology annotation, molecular function: protein tyrosine/serine/threonine phosphatase activity; protein tyrosine phosphatase activity. Gene Ontology annotation, cellular component: cytosol. The transcript has 6 exons. Gene Ontology annotation, biological process: signal transduction; protein dephosphorylation. Bases 173 to 1210 code for a protein of 345 amino acids.